Molecule: messenger RNA, 1571 nt
Organism: Eutrema salsugineum
Lineage: Eukaryota; Viridiplantae; Streptophyta; Magnoliopsida; Brassicales; Brassicaceae
Product: ubiquinol oxidase 1a, mitochondrial
Exons: 4
Coding region: 142-1215 (357 amino acids)
Biological process (GO): alternative respiration
Cellular component (GO): mitochondrion
Molecular function (GO): alternative oxidase activity
Source: RefSeq, a predicted model, not a curated record
UUUCAUAAACCAGCGUGUGAAACGCAUAAGACGACAAAGUUAACCAAAAAAGAAAAAGAUUUCUCCUACAAUCUUCCUAAAUUCUUGGAUUAUUAUUUUGAUAAUUUCGCUUUUCAUUCUGUUCAUCUUUGCUUCUGCAUCAUGAUGAUGAGUCGCGGUGGAGCCAAGGUGGCCUCGUCGCUAAUGAAAGCCGCUGGACCACGGUUGUUCUCGACCGGCACUGCGAUCCGUCCGGUUUCGUCUCUCGAAGCUUUAUCGGCGAGCCGUCUUUUGAAACCUCCGGUUGAUUCCGGCGUGAGCGGGAGUGCUUGGAUCUGGAGCAGAGCUCCGGGUUUCGGAGGCGUGCGAUUCGCUAGCACGGUUACUCUCGGAGAAAAACAGGAGACGGAGGCGAAUCCGAAAAAGACGGAGAACGAAUCCGUCGGCGGAGACGCUGGAGGUAACAAGGGAGAGAAAGGAAUCGAUAGCUAUUGGGGUGUUGAACCGAAUAAGAUUACUAAAGAAGACGGCACUGAAUGGAAGUGGAACUGUUUCAGGCCAUGGGAGACGUAUAAAGCUGAUCUGACGAUAGAUCUGUCAAAGCAUCAUGUACCAACGACGUUUCUUGACAGAUUAGCUUAUUGGACUGUCAAAUCUCUCCGAUGGCCUACCGAUAUCUUCUUCCAGAGGCGAUAUGGAUGCAGAGCUAUGAUGCUGGAAACUGUAGCAGCAGUGCCCGGAAUGGUCGGAGGAAUGUUGCUUCACUGCAAAUCUCUCCGGAGGUUUGAGCAAAGCGGAGGAUGGAUCAAAGCUCUUCUCGAGGAAGCAGAGAACGAGAGGAUGCAUCUCAUGACAUUCAUGGAGGUAGCGAAACCCAAAUGGUACGAGAGAGCUCUCGUGAUCACUGUUCAAGGCGUUUUCUUCAACGCUUAUUUCCUCGGAUACCUAAUCUCCCCGAAAUUCGCUCACCGUAUGGUUGGUUACCUUGAAGAAGAAGCAAUCCAUUCGUACACUGAGUUCCUCAAGGAACUCGACAAAGGUAACAUCGAGAACGUUCCUGCUCCCGCCAUUGCCAUUGAUUACUGGAGGCUCCCUGCCGAUGCAACACUUCGUGAUGUCGUCAUGGUUGUUCGUGCCGACGAGGCUCAUCACCGUGACGUUAACCAUUUUGCAUCCGAUAUUCAUUAUCAAGGUCGUGAACUAAAGGAAGCUCCAGCUCCAAUUGGGUAUCAUUGAUUUCGAUUGUAUCUCGUUGAAUAAGAAGAGAGCUUAUUUGCUGAAGUUUUAAACUCUUUUCUAAAGAAAUUUGAGAAAAAAAAAAUGAAGUCUAUGUCUCUUCUUCUUCGCUUGUAUAUAUAGAUCAUAUCUCUACUCGAGCCAUACUUUGAAAACUGGUUCCUUGAAUGUUAUAUUUGCUACUAAUAUUCUGUUUUUUCCUUGAAAGCAAUGUGUACUUUCCCUUAUUUUUUCUGUUUAUGGGCUUUUGGGCUUUUUUGUUUUCGAUUUAUAAUUUUUCGGCCUGCAAUUUAGUUUAUUCGUUUGUAACGUUAUAGAAAGAGGAUGAUAAUUUAUUGAAGAAAAUUCUGUUACUA